Lotus japonicus is the source of this 3259-nucleotide messenger RNA. RefSeq lists its product as uncharacterized. The record is from RefSeq and is a predicted model, not a curated record. The transcript is spliced from 6 exons. The coding region runs from base 316 to 2898 and encodes 860 amino acids. Gene Ontology annotation, biological process: mRNA catabolic process; negative regulation of translation. Gene Ontology annotation, cellular component: CCR4-NOT complex. Lineage: Eukaryota; Viridiplantae; Streptophyta; Magnoliopsida; Fabales; Fabaceae. Gene Ontology annotation, molecular function: protein binding.
CCUUCCACCCUCUUUCUAUCUUCACCUCCCUCGAUUCGGCGAAUAGGUUUUCAUUCAUUCUCGCACUUCACCCUUUCCCCCCUUCUCUCUCACUCUCUCAUAUCCAAACACACAACGAGGGUUUCUCACUUUCUCUUCUCAUCAAACUCGUUCGCUUCUUUUAACUUCGAUUCUUCUCUGAAUGUAAUUCAGAUUCAUUUCACUUCGCUCUUCGGUUUUUAGGGCUUUGCUUCUUCUCUCUCUCUCUCUCUCUCUUCCCCAAAACCCUCUCUCUCUCUCACUCUGAGAUUUGUAUCUUGAUUGCUCGAUCUCGCCAUGGAGAAUCGAGAUUCGUCAUCGUCGUCGCCGUCGUCCGCCACCAAUCGCGAUGCUUCCUCCGCCACCGACGCCGACGACGGGAUUUUCACGGUUACUGUCGCGCUUGCUAAAGAUGCUGCGUUGCAUUUUCAGUCUGGGAAGUUCGCUGAAUGCGCUGAGGUUUUGCACCAGCUUUUGCAGAAGAAGCAGGACGAUCCGAAGGUCCUCCAUAAUAUUGCAAUUGCGGAAUUCUUUCGAGAUGGUUGUUCAGAUCCCAAAAAGUUGCUUGAAGUAAUUAAAGGAAUCAAGAGAACAAAUGAUGAGCAUACUCAGACUUCUGGAGAACAAGGAGAAUCACUUAACAAUGCCGGGAGUAAAGACGUUUCGGGAUCCAAAGGAAGUAACCCUUCUGCACUUCAGUUUUCAGGUGCAAAUAGCACCACCACAAUUCAUAAAGAUGAAUUUGACUCUUCUGUGGCAAUGCUAAACACUGCCAUUAUCUGGUUCCAUCUUCAUGACUAUGCAAAGACAUUAUCAGUUUUGGAACCCCUCUUCCAAAAUAUUGAACCUGUAGAUGAGCAGACAACGGCUCUACAUAUUUGCCUUUUGCUGCUUGAUGCUAGCCUUGCUUGCCAUGAUGCAUCAAAAUCAGCUGAUGUGUUGACUUAUCUGGAAAAAGCAUUCGGUGUUAGUAGCGUGAGUCAAGGUGACAGUGGGAACACAGCACAACAGCAAUCUGCAAAUCUAAUUACAAAGUCUGCACCAGUCACCUUGAGUGCAUCAGCUGCUGAUGCAUCCAGUUCUGAUCUAGGGUCAACUGCUAAUGCAUCUGAAAAUCAUCUGUCCAGAGCUGAAUCUGAAGAUACACUUGAUUAUGAGGCCAUGAUUGUGGAUAUGGGUGGACAAAGUUUAGCCAGGGCAAUGGGUCCAUCUUCAAAUGAUAUUUCUAGGGCUUCGGUUGACAGGUUUUCAACUGUUGAUUUGAAGCUUAAGUUGCAGCUUUACAAGGUUCAGUUUCUUCUUCUUACUAGGAACCUAAAGCUAGCCAAGAGAGAAGUUAAGCUGGCUAUGAACAUUGCACGUGGAAGAGAUUCACCUAUGGCUCUUCUUCUGAAAUCUGAGCUUGAAUAUGCUCGUGGUAACCACCGCAAAGCAAUAAAGCUAUUGAUGGCAUCAAGUAAUCGAACAGACACAGUUUUCUCAAGCAUUUUUAACAACAAUCUUGGGUGCAUUUACUAUCAGCUCGGGAAAUAUCAGACAUCCUCAUUAUUCUUCUCAAAGGCUUUAACUAAUUGUUCGUCCCUGCGAAAGGACCAACCAUUAAAGCUAGCCACUUUCUCGCAGGAUAAUUCUCUCCUUAUAAUGUACAACUGUGGUGUGCAGUACUUGGCUUGUGGGAAGCCAGUACUUGCUGCUCGGUGCUUCCAGAAGGCAAGUUUGGUCUUUUACAAACAGCCUCUCUUGUGGCUCCGACUCUCAGAAUGCUGUCUGAUGGCUUUAGAAAAGGGCCUAAUAAAAUCAAAUCGGGUUCCUUCAGAAAAUUUAGAGGUUGGAGUUUGUGUUGUUGGGAUGGGAAAAUGGAGGCAACUUGUUGUGCAAGAUCAAAUUCCAGGAAAAGGAAAUGUGGACUCAUCUGAAGGGAAUGAUUGCUUUUCAAGUGAAAAUGGGCGGCAGAAGUUAUCGAUGUCCCUUGCCCGACAGUGCCUCUUGAAUGCUCUGCACUUGCUGGACUCCUACAGUACAAAUUGUUUGAAGUCUGGUUUGCCCUCUAAUUCUUCAGUGGAAGAAAUUGAUCCAAAUGAAGUGUCACUGUCAAAGAGUUCGAAUCUUAAAAACUUGCAUGGGGUUGAUUCAAAGGCAUUUUCUGUAGCAGUAGGCUUAGGUCAGGUUAAUUCAAAUGGGGACGUAAAAGAACAAAAGGGAGGAACUAGUCAGGAACUCAUUCAGAACUCUCUCUCCUAUUAUGAAGAUGUCCGUAGAAGAGAAAAUCAAUUGAUCAAGCAAGCUGUUCUUGCUAAUUUAGCAUUUGUGGAGCUAGAAUUGGACAAUCCUGUGAAGGCACUGUCAGUUGCAAAACGUCUCCUAGAACUUCCAGAAUGUUCCAGGAUUUACAUCUUUCUAGGUCGUGUUUAUGCAGCAGAGGCUCUCUGCUUGCUAAACAGACCAAAAGAAGCUGCUGAGCUCUUGUCAAUUUAUUUGUCAGGGGGAAACGAUGUUGAUUUGCCAUUCAGCCAAGAGGACUGUGAGAAAUGGCAGGCGGAGAGGACUGCUGAAUUUGAAGAGGUAAAUGGAGGAUCCACUGCUACCAAUAAUUCUUCUUUUGAGGACACUCGAAGGAUUGUUUUCCUCAAACCAGAGGAGGCACGGGCUACAAUUUAUGCAAACUUCGCAGCAUUAUCUGCCAUGCAGGGUGAAUUUGAGAAAGCAAAUGUAUUGGUUACGCAGGCAUUGUCCAUAUUACCCAACAGUCCAGAAGCCAUACUUACUGCAGUUUAUGUGGAUCUCUUGGUUGGCAAGCCACAGGAAGCUCUAGCCAAAUUAAAAAGUUGUAGCCGAAUUAGGUUCCUUCCUAGUGGAGUAGCAUUGAAUAAAUCUUCUUGAAUGUUGUAUGCUUGGAUUUGUCAUUGUGCCUGGUCCACCUCUCAGCGUUAGUUAGCAGGUAGCUUAAUCCUUCCAUAGCAUUUGUAACAUAUAUAAGUUCAAUUCAGAGAACAAUUUUUUUAUGAUUCGUUUUCCUUUAUAAUUCUCAAAUUUAGGGUUCACUUACAGGGGGUGGCUGUGUCUUGUUUAGUGCUGGUGCCCACCUUUGAAAUUUGAGGUGUAGAUCUGAUUCGGAUUGUUUUUACUUUUUAGAGGCUAAUUUAGUCGAUAUUCAAGAAUUGAUGUCAUGUGCUUAUAUUGAGAAAACUGAAAAGUUGAUAUUUAUUCUGGAAUUCCAUUUUUAACCUGUUGGAGUUCGCCC